Messenger RNA from Orbicella faveolata, 1933 nucleotides. RefSeq names its product histamine H2 receptor-like. The record is from RefSeq and is a predicted model, not a curated record. Gene Ontology annotation, molecular function: G protein-coupled serotonin receptor activity; neurotransmitter receptor activity. Gene Ontology annotation, biological process: G protein-coupled receptor signaling pathway, coupled to cyclic nucleotide second messenger; chemical synaptic transmission. Gene Ontology annotation, cellular component: dendrite; plasma membrane. NCBI's taxonomy places the organism in Eukaryota, Metazoa, Cnidaria, Anthozoa, Scleractinia, Merulinidae.
CAUUUUACAUAGUGAUAUUGAGGAUGAUAAAAAACCGCCAAAAAUUGAAGUGCCUGGUGUUAAAUUAAGCCCAAGUCAUCCAAGCUAAUAUUACUGAUAUUAUGUUUCCCAGCUAGUUGGCGCCCCUUGUAUUUUUAAUUCAUUUCAAUCAUUAUACAAAUACGAGAAAGCGUGAGUGCAGAAGAAAACUUGUUGUUGCUGUUGUUCAAUCACCCAUUAUCACUUUACAACUUGCAGUGCGAGGUACAGCUUAAUUGACAAACGCUGAAACCAAGCGAGAUUCUCUGGAACACCGGAAAGCAGAGGUGUUUGUUUCCUUGAAAGGUCAAAGGGAAGUUUGGAAGGCGGAACAGCCCCGGAAUAACAAGAUGAACUACACCACCGCAAAUCAGUCUAUUGAGGAAGAACCCUUGUUCGGUUUCGAGCCCACCUUCGUGUAUCCAGUCGCCACUUGUUACAUAUUGAUCGUAGCAGUAGCAAUCGUUGGAAACCUUUUGGUUUGUUACGCUAUACUUGCCAAUAGAAACCUCCGCCACAAUCCAACAAACCUGUUGCUUUUGUCUCUGGCUGUCUCAGAUCUUCUCACCGUCACGCUGGCCGUUCCAUUUGACAUAGAGGGACUUUUUCUGAAUGGGGUUUGGAAACACGGAAAAGCGAUGUGCAUCACGUGGACUAUGGUGUACCUCAUCGCUGUGCCCACCUCGAUUUUGACCCUUUUGGCCAUCAGCGUGGAUCGCUACAAGACCCUCAGCGAUCCUCUUGGUCGGUUUCGGCGUUCGGAGUUCUUGACUCCCAACAGGGCGUUAAUCGUGAUCUUAAUUCUCUGGCUUUACAGUAUCUUCUGGGCCUUUCUUGGCAUGGGAUGGUUAGAAAAAGGUGAAGAGCCGAUAUACAAGGGCAGCUGUAUGUUACCGCUCACCANCACAAGUGGUUUUCCGAUGAAAAAGCCUUCCAAAGAAGAUAACAGGCGGUAUUUGAAAAACCUCAAAGCGGCCAAAACGACUGCAAUGUUUGUGAUGGCCUUCUUCAUCUGCUGGAUACCGUAUUCUAUUUUCAGCAUCGCCGCGAAUCUUGACGGCGAUAAUUGGGAAGAAUUUCCUUUCAAAGUUUACGUAGUGUUGUUGAUGCUCGGCUACCUUAACUCGGCGCUAAAUCCCUUUCUGUUCGCCUUCCGAAAUAGGCGCUUUAAAGCUGUGUAUGCCAAGCUGUUUCGCUUUUCGCUCCAAACGAAUCCAUCGUUACGCCGGCGUUCAACCUUUUCCCAGAGCACUAGUUGCUCUGAGAUUCCAGAAAACAAUGACAACAAGGUUGUUCGUCUGCAGUCGAUAAAAGCCAAACGGGAAUCUCCUAAAUGCCGGCUAAAAAAGUCCAGAAACCAGGAAAAAGACCCAGGCUAACGUGUGAUAGAGGUAACGAGGGGUUAGGUUUACUUCAAGGGAACAAAUCAUAUUUUUGGGGAUUAAUUUGAGGAAACCAAGAAUAUCUCUACCAUUAAAGAGGACUUUGACAGAAAUUUUUGGAAACAGUGGAUUUUAUUAAUUGGAAACAAGGGAGCAAAAGUAAAAAUUUUCUCAGGAUCAAGGCAACCUGCUACCCCCUCCCUACGCGGGGCAGCUAGGCCCUUAGUGGCUGUCUUCGCCUAACUGCGCGAACACCCUGGGAACGAUAUUGUACCGUGGUUAAAAAAAGGUUCGCGGGUCCAACUUGUCUCAUAUUGGGAUAUAUGGUCAUAUGUAGAUAACAUAAGUUACAUAGUUUUGGAUUUCUGUAGCAAAAUAAAAAGGCCUGUGUCAUUACUGAACUUUUAUCUCUCCAGAGUCAUCAUUUGUAGUAAUUUAACAGAAAUAACGAGGUGAAAAUCACAGUUUCAUUGAUGUCAAUUUCCUAUUCUGCCGAACUAUACCUUAAAAACUUGAGUCUGUUUAUUCAACAG